CUUACAACACUACAAACAAAUCUUAAUUGGGAUUCAACUUUGGUGGUCCAAAAUUCCAAACUCCAAAUCUCAAUUCAAUUUCACUCUCAAAAUCUCAUAUUCAUAUUAGAGGAUGCAAGAAAUUUGCACCAUGACACAAACACAUUCAGUAAUGGAGAAUCUCAAAUAUUGGCUACUAGAUCAUCCAUCCAUUGUUUCAUUCCGCUGGAGCCCUGCCGAAUCGUGGGGCUCCACGUGGUGGUUCCUCAUCUCGUCCAUCUCAUUCUACAUCGCCACCGCGGUCACACUCCACCUCAUCCUCAAACUCUUCCGCCGCAGCCGCCCCAUCCCGCUCGGCCCCCUCCCGGCGGUCCACGCCCUCGCCAUGGCCCUCAUCUCCGUCACCACUUUCAUCGGCAUGUUCUUCUCCGCAAAAGCAGAGGCUAUCGACACACGCUGGCUCUGGCGGCGAAACAGAGCAACCCCUCUCGAGUGGUUGCUUUGUUUCCCGCUUGGGAUGAGACCCUCCGGCCGUGUCUUCUUCUGGUCCUACAUCUUCUACCUCUCCCGCUUCCUCCACAUGUUCCGGACACUCUUCGUCGUCCUCCGCCACCGGAAGCUCUCGUUCUCGCGCCUCUUCAACAACUCUGUUCUCCUCCUCAUGGCCUUCCUCUGGCUUGAAUUCUCACAGUCGCUUCAGGUGCUGGCGAUUCUGUUUUCCUCCGCCGUUUGCUCCGUCGUGUACGGCUACCGGUUCUGGGUGGAAAUCGGGUUGCCAAGGAAGGCUUUUCCGAUCAGCGUGAACGUUCAUUUUGUUCUGCUCGGUUGUAACUUGGCUUGCCAUGUUGGGGUGCUUUUGCUGCAUCAUUGGAGAGGAGGGUGUAAUGGGAUCGGAGCUUGGGUUUUCAACUCUGUGUUGAAUGUUUUCAUUCUUCUGCAGAUUUUGAAGUCCUAUGUGAAAAUUUACUGGAAGAGAAGGAACAAGGGUGCUGCGAGUGAUUGCUCUGCUUUGAAAACAGAGGAGGACAUGGUUAAGCUUGCAAGUCAAGAUGCCAAGUCAGGGCAAUAGAAUAGUACUGUGUUAUACUCUUCGAGCCGGUUAGAACCACUAUUGGCGGCAAAGCUCUUCCUACGAGUACUAUUUAACCCAGGCGCAUUCACGAGUACUCAAACUUAAAUCUCUAAUUAAGCUAGAACAACCUUAUGUCAAUUGACCUACGCGGAUCUUUGAGGUUCUUUUGAAUGCUACCCUUUUCUUUUUUUGAAAAGUUUGUUAUACCUUCUUGAUUUAAGUUUUGAUUAGGUCCACCUUCUUCUUUGUAAUGUAGUGACUCUGUAAGGAUACAGAGAUUGUAAAGAUUUAAUUGACUACUUCUACAUUGAAACUGUAUAGUACAAAACAAAGAAUCUAAAUGAAUGAUAGUUCUUUUAACUUUUAA
Messenger RNA from Lotus japonicus, 1418 nucleotides. RefSeq names its product elongation of fatty acids protein 3-like. The record is from RefSeq and is a predicted model, not a curated record. Gene Ontology annotation, molecular function: fatty acid elongase activity. NCBI's taxonomy places the organism in Eukaryota, Viridiplantae, Streptophyta, Magnoliopsida, Fabales, Fabaceae. Gene Ontology annotation, cellular component: endoplasmic reticulum membrane. Gene Ontology annotation, biological process: fatty acid elongation, monounsaturated fatty acid; sphingolipid biosynthetic process; very long-chain fatty acid biosynthetic process. Bases 113 to 1048 code for a protein of 311 amino acids. The transcript has a single exon.